Molecule: messenger RNA, 1443 nt
Organism: Suillus subaureus
Lineage: Eukaryota; Fungi; Basidiomycota; Agaricomycetes; Boletales; Suillaceae
Exons: 5
Coding region: 1-1443 (480 amino acids)
Source: RefSeq, a predicted model, not a curated record
AUGCCUCUGAGAUUGACCAAGGAUGGGGAAAAAGCUAAAACAAAGGCUGGAAGAGAGAAGGUUGGAAACACAGCCUUGCUGGACUCCCACCAGGGAUCUGGUACUGCAUCACUGGAUCAUAAUGUCAAGGAGGAUGCUAGGCUUGAUAAGAGUGCAAAUAAGGCAAUUGUGGGGUAUGCCCACUUUGAUCUCAUGGAAAACUACAACAGCCUAUCCUUUGGUGGCUGGAACCCCUGCCCUCUCAUGCAAAACCAGGUGCAGUCACUGUAUCAAUCAUUCUUGAUAAAUGGUGUGAACAGAUUCAACCCCAUACAUGCAUUUCCUUUGGUCCUACCUAAGGAAUGGAUAGUUAAAGACACCAUGGAGAAGGACCACAAGAAGAGGGAUGAGCUUCCUAUUCUAUGUAUUUCAGACAAGGCACUGAAGGAUUGGAAAAUAAAGGCUGCUGAUGUCUAUGCCCUUGAAAUUGAGGAGUGGCAUAUGGAAAAACAGGCAGUGGAAGACAUUGUAGCAGCAGAGAUUAACAAUAUUGACAACAUGGCCACAGUCAAACAAUGUUUGCACAGGCUUAGGGAAGUCCUUGAGUAUUAUGGCCAAUGGAUAGUCAUAGUCUUUGAUGCCAAUCAGGUAGAUGAUCUAGUAGGAAUACACAUCUCCAGGAAUGAGACCAAGCACAUCUAUAUGCAGUCUCCUAAGGAGGGCCUAAUCCAGAGGUACAAGAUGUUAGAAGCAAACAACAAAACAUCAUGGCACAUAGAAUGCAUCCCUAUGGCCAAAGGUCCAGCAGCCAAACAGACAGAGCUGUUGUCUCAGGACUAUGUCUUUGGUCACCUCAAGAAUCUUGUCUCUUCAGGUACCUACUACAUCCAUUCCCCUGAGAUGCAGCUGAAUCAAUUCCACAAGGUUAUGUUGUCAGGCUAUGGAGGGCUCAUUGCCUAUGCAACUGCUCAUCUUGAAAAUCAGCUUUGUUGGUGCUUCAAUACUGUGUCUGACACCCUGGCUGAGUAUCAAAAAAUAGAAGCAAAGAGCAAGACCAGCACAUCAUUCCAGAAACUGAAGAUCAAGAAAGAAGAAAUAUUAGAGGAUUUGAAGUGGGCUAUGCCUGUCCUCAAUGCCAUUUCUGAUCCUCUAUGUGACAAACUGAAAAGUAUUUUUGACACUCACUUGGGCAACAAUACUCCAGCUUCAUAUAGAUUUGGUGAUGAUCAGGAUGAGAUGUGGUUAACCAUAUUCAAGGAGUACAGCUAUGCAGUGGUCACCGCCAUGGAUGAGUAUGCCAAUGAGGUCCUAAGUGCUAAUGAGACAAAGGACUUGGACUUGGAUGUCUGCUCCACACUGCUAGGGUGUGCUGGCAAGGCAGCCCUGGUUCUAUAUAACUCAAAUCGGGUCAACUAUUGCUCAUUUCCAUUCAUGUCCUACUCAGUAAUCACGACUCUGGUUUGA